CCUAUUGGGUCAACGCGGGAAGCUCCAAGAUGGCGGCAGUGGCGACCUGUGGCACCGGCGCUGGGAGUACUGGAUCUGUAGUGGCUACAACCAGCGAGAACAACGUCACCAGUUUCCAGAGGAAGGGUCCUAGAGCAAGCGGUACCGACAGCGGCUGUUCUCGACUGGUGUCCAUCGCGGGCACACGACCGUCGGUGCGGAAUGGACAGCUGCUGGUAUCUACCGGGCUCCCAGCCCUGGACCAGCUCCUAGGUGGAGGUUUGGCUGUUGGAACAGUUCUUCUAAUUGAAGAGGAUAAAUAUAAUAUUUAUUCUUCUUUGCUCUUCAAGUAUUUCCUGGCAGAAGGAAUCAUCAAUGGUCAUACUUUGUUGGUUGCGUCUGCAAAAGAAGACCCUGCUGAUAUUUUACAGGAACUUCCUGCACCAUUACUUGAUGAUAAUUAUAAAAAAGACUUAGAUGAAGAUAUAUGUAAUCAUCAAACACCAGACUCUAACAUUAAGAUGAAAAUAGCUUGGCGUUACCAGUUAUUACCCAAGAUGGAGUCUGGACCAGUAUCUUCUUCAAGAUUUGGGCACUAUUAUGAUGCAUCAAAAAGGAUGCCACGUGAACUAAUUGAGACUUCAAAAUGGCAUGGAUUUUUUUUUCCAGAAAAAUUAUCUUCAACUCUUAAUAAAGAACCAUGUUCUUUGACCCAUGGCUACAGAAGGCUGCUUCAGUUUAUCCAGAAAGUCAUAUAUGAGGAAGGAUUUGAUGGCUCCAAUCCCCAGAAAAAACAGAAAAACAUUUUAAGAAUAGGAAUCCAGAAUCUUGGUUCACCUUUGUGGGGAGAUGACAUUUGCUGUACAGAAAACUGUGACAACAGCCACAGCCUUACGAAGUUCCUGUAUGUUCUCCGUGGUCUUCUACGAACCUCUCUUUCAGCCUGUAUCAUCACAAUGCCAACACAUCUUAUCCAGAAUAAAGCAAUUAUUGCUCGUGUUACAAACUUGUCAGAUACAGUAGUUGGUCUGGAAUCAUUCAUUGGUUCUGAGAGAGAAACCAACCCAUUAUAUAAGGAUUAUCAUGGUUUGAUUCAUAUUCGGCAGAUUCCUCGGCUUAAUAACUUGAUUUAUGAUGUAUCCGAUGUCAAAGACUUAGCUUUUAAAUUAAAAAGGAAGCUAUUCACCAUUGAGCGACUGCAUUUGCCUCCAGACUUGUCAGACACAGUGAGCCGCUCAAGCAAACAGGAUCUGGCAGAAUCCUCCAAGCUGCUGGGCCCAGGCUGUGGCAUGAUGGCCGGAGGCAAGCAGCACCUGGACUUCUAGCGGUUCCUCCUUAGUCGUUGCAUGCAGAAUUAUAUGACACCCUAAUUAUGAUUGCUAAUAGCUUCUGUAAAUAUUUUUCUUAACAAUUUGACCCUCCAAUCCUUGAAGAACAGUUAGGAUUGCAAAAUGAGGCCACCGCUCUUCAUUUUCCUUACCCAACUUUUUAUGCAGAAAGAGUACAGCAAAACUACUUUCAUUUUAAAAUUUUGUUUUCUGCUUUAUUUAGAGAAAGCAGGUAAUUUUAUUUUUGAAUAAAAUGUCAGAAACUCAAAGUGCCUCACAAUGGUCAUUAGUAUACCUAUAUUAAGGCACUUAGUCCAUGUUAAGUGCAUAUUACAGCAGGUAGCAUAUAAAACAGUAUAAAAUUCAUAAUUGCAUAUGAAAAACAUUUUCUCUUUAUUUCUGAAAAAGUCACUUGCCACCAAAAAAUGCUAAGAUGUUUUUUAAAAAUGAAAAAUUCAUUUGCUAAUAUAUGUGAAGAC
Molecule: messenger RNA, 1786 nt
Organism: Odobenus rosmarus divergens (Pacific walrus)
Lineage: Eukaryota; Metazoa; Chordata; Mammalia; Carnivora; Odobenidae
Gene: ELP4
Product: elongator acetyltransferase complex subunit 4
Exons: 10
Coding region: 30-1304 (424 amino acids)
Biological process (GO): tRNA wobble uridine modification
Cellular component (GO): transcription elongation factor complex; cytoplasm; elongator holoenzyme complex
Source: RefSeq, a predicted model, not a curated record